Messenger RNA from Saccharomyces mikatae IFO 1815, 4206 nucleotides. It is a transcript of the gene SNT2, whose product is annotated as DNA-binding E3 ubiquitin-protein ligase SNT2. The record is from RefSeq and is a predicted model, not a curated record. Gene Ontology annotation, cellular component: Lid2 complex. Gene Ontology annotation, biological process: histone catabolic process. The transcript has a single exon. Gene Ontology annotation, molecular function: ubiquitin-protein transferase activity; chromatin binding. Lineage: Eukaryota; Fungi; Ascomycota; Saccharomycetes; Saccharomycetales; Saccharomycetaceae. The coding region runs from base 1 to 4206 and encodes 1401 amino acids.
AUGCCUAAUGAAGAGGGUUUCGAAUUACCAAAAAGAAGAGAAGCCGCUAGAAAUGUCAAUUAUAAUGAAAAGGAAGCAGACGCUGAAUUAGCUAAGAGAAUACAAAUGUUGGAAAAGAACAGUAAUAAGAACAUCGGUAAUAAUAGCCAAACUCUCAAAAAUACUAGAAGUAACUCAAUUAAUAGAAACGAAAAGUUUCAGUAUCAAAAAUUUCUUCAUGAUAAGAAUACCUGCUGGAACUUUAUUCCUACAUUACCUCCUUCGUUCAGGAAGAAUAGCAGGUUUUCUAAUGUGCUAGAUUUAGAAGAUUCCAUGAUAGAUUUGAAGAAAAUGUCCCUUUUCAAUAAAGAAUCUGUACUUCUAUCUGCGAACGACACUAUCUAUAUGAUAUCAGAGCCUGCAGGCGAGCCGUACUAUAUUGGCAGAGUUGUGAAUUUUGUCAGUAAGCCUGAAUUUUCCAACGCCAUUCAUGAAGCUAUAAAAACGACAUCUGUAUUCCCUGCUAAAUUUUUUCAGGUUAGAAUGAAUUGGUUCUACCGUCCUAGGGAUAUUCAAGAACAUGUAAGUACUUUCAACCCAAGAUUAGUGUACGCAUCAUUACAUCAGGACAUAUGCCCAAUUUCAUCUUAUAGAGGUAAAUGUAAUAUAUUUCAUAGGGACGAAGUUUUGGAUGUUCUUCCCAAUGAAAAGGAGAUCAUCACGCGGCCAAAUAUAUUCUAUUUCGAUGAACUUUUUGACAGAUACACCUUGAAGUAUUACAAAGUUUACAGCACGGAUAAAAUACUAAACAAGUGGAACAGCAAGUCUCCAUAUCUUUAUGUUUUAAAUAAAAAGUUUCGUUAUAUCUAUGCAGAACCCAAAUAUCCAUUAGAAAAAGUUUUGAAGAAGUAUGUUUUCCAAGAAGUAGAUGUAGAUGCAAUAAUUCCUACAGACUACGAGUGGGAUAAAAGGUGCCAAUUUUGUAAAGAAUGGUGCAUACAAAAGGAAAGCCUCUUGUGCGACGAGUGUGGUGUUUGUGCACACCUGUACUGUAUGGAUCCACCACUCGAUAGAAAGCCAAACAAAGAUGUUGUUUGGACCUGCUUUCGUUGCCUACAAAAACAAGAAGGUACUGAAGACUCGAAUAUCAGGUUUCAGAAAGAACAAACAGCAGAACUAGGUUUCAUUCGUUCCGUAAGACAAAAAAUCGAAGAGGCUUCUAACAGAGCAAUUAAAGAAAACAUUGAUUAUAAUACUGAAAACUACUGGUUCCAAUAUUUAGGAAUGUAUUCCAUUUCUCACAUUGAUGAUAUAUUGAACGAAUCCGCCUUUUUUCCAUACCCUUUCAAACCUUCUAGAAUAGGUGCGAAAUACCAAUGGGACGGUUGUAUUGAUAAUUUGUCCUGGACACCAAAUCCGUAUUCGAAUAUGGAUACAGAAGAGGAGCGAGGCUCAAUAAAAACUUCCGAAUUAGCAUGGGUAUUUGAUUCAUCAAGGGUUACUACACAAAAAUUGAAUGAUUAUGUCGAACGAUGCAAAAGGGAAUUGUGCCCUGUUCUAAAAGUAAGAGGGGAGAUCUGUAACUUUAUUGAUGUAGUUCUCAAGAAUUUACUUUUCACAAAUUACGAUACAGUAGAGGCAUUUGAAAAAUCAAAAAGGGAACUAACCAGAGAAUCUUUGAAUGAACCAACAUUCACCGCUGAGGAAAUCCAAAAGUUUGAAGAAGCUGUAAAGAAAUUUGGAAGUGAACUACGUCCUGUAUGUAAGCAUGUGAGUAGUCAACCUAUGUCAAUGAUUGUUAGAUUUUAUUACAAUUGGAAGAAGACUGAAAGAGGCUUUGAAGUAAGGGGAAAACUGAGUAAGAUGUCAAUACAAAAGAGAAAGAAAGACACGACUGAUAACGAAAGUGAUCUGGAGACAAAGUAUAUAGAUGACUCUUCCUUUGAUACCGAAAAAUUGUCUCUAAAAGAAUCCUCCUUUCAAUGUAUGUUUUGCAAAAUAGACUACUCUCCGAUGUGGUAUAAAGUUACUGGCGGUUCAGAUGAAGAAAACAUAAAGGUAAGAAUGCAAACAGGCGUUAACGAAAAAACAGAAAUUUCAGAGAAACCGCCUGCCCAUAGUCAAAGAAAUGAGAAACUUGGUGCUCUUUGUAUUCGUUGUGCUCGUAUAUGGCGAAGAUACGCAAUUAGAUGGGUAUCUCCGCUCGAAAUCCUAAGGAAAGUAACAGGAACAAGUCAAAAUAGUUUCUAUUUAGCGAUACAAAGGAUUAUCGAGGAAAGUAAUAUCAAUAAAUUUACACUAUCUCCAUUUCAAGCUCAUAGUAAACUAUUAGAGUGGGAACUUGUUCAGGAUUCGGAGCUGAUAAUUAGACAAAGAAUGAAAGUCUAUGAAAACCCAAAUUCAUUCAUAAAAAUGAAGCGUUAUUCUAUGACAUUUCAUGCACAACUUCAUAGAAUGGCUUUGAGAUCUUAUCGCAAAAAUGAAUUUAACCCGGAAAGGAUGCAAAAAGAUCUUGAAUUGUUUCUGGUAGACAAGAAGAAAGAGGUAGGAAAACCUCUCAAAGAAGAAAAUCUAGGAAAAAAGAGGAACAACAAGGACGAAACUCCUGUGAACAUAGUUGCGCAAUCGCCAGGCGCUAUUAAAAAUGCUGACACUAUCCAGAAUCUCAGGUGCCAUGAUGUUUAUAUCAAAAGUGCUAAGAAGAGCAAUAUUUCGAAUACCACAGAUCUCCCGUAUGGUCGGAUAAAAAUACCAAUUAAAACAGAUAAUGGCUCUUUGGGUUCAGUUUCCGUGGAUGAAAAUUUUGAAUUCGUCAAAUUUGAUAGUAAAAUAUAUCAACGAUUACGAAAUAGCCUAAAAUCAGUGAAUAAUGAGAUGCCAAAGAAUAUGGAACCUUCAAUGAAAAGAAUAAAAAAGGUGGAUGACAUUGAGCUAAAUAGUUCGCUGAACUGCGCGAAUGAGAUUACAAACAAUUAUCCAGUUAUUUUACAUUCUAAAGAAACUUCUAUCGUUCUUGAAAAAUAUCAUGAUUGUAACCUACCAGGAAAAGUAUCAGAAGAAAACAUGAUUUUGAAUUAUACGAAGAACAAAAUUAAAUGUCCUAAUUCCCCACAAGAAAAUAAUACUACAAGAGAUUAUUGCUGUGCCUGCAAAGAAAAAUUUAAUUACGAUGAUAACUAUGAGGUAAUAUGUGGCAAUUGCGGGCUAACUGUCCACUAUUUUUGUUAUGGUGUAAAAUUAUUGAAGAAUGUGCAGGAAAAAACUGACCUAAAAAAAUAUAAAUGGCUAUGUGACCCUUGUUCAAAUGAUCUCAACUCUAUACUUUCAACAACCUACCAAUGUAGUCUGUGCCCAAGCAGAGAGUGCGAUUAUGAUAGACGCAAGGGCCAAUCAGUUAAAAGAUGCCCAGACGCAUUAAAAAGCACGAGUUUAGGUACAUGGGUCCAUUCUAUGUGCUCCCUUUUUAAUGAGGAUGUCAAAUAUGGUAAUGGACAGGCAAUGCAGCCAACUCUUAAUAUCACUACCAUACUUAUCAAAAACAACCGAUUUACAUGUGGUAUAUGCAAAACACAUGGCGGUGGGUUAGUCAAGUGUGAGAAAUGCUUGUACAGGUUUCAUAUCACAUGUGCACAGAACAGCUCUCAUUUCAAACUGAUGUUUGAAAAGAGAAUCAUUUCCACAAAUACUUCACUGUCAUGUAUAAGAGAUGCCGAUCUUAAUGAAACCUAUACGUUAAGACCUGUAUUGAUAUGUAACAGACAUGACGUUAACUCCAAAGAAAGCAUGUAUUUUCAAUUAUCGUACAAACCUCAACAUACCCUAUCUUAUAUGGAACAAUACUGUAGAUAUUAUAAAUGCGAAACUGGCCGUAGCCUAGUUGAGUUGAGAUAUUUCGAACAGCUCAGAACAUUAAGUAAUGAGAAGGGUUUACACGAACCUGUCACUGAUCCCAAGGUUCACAUACUCCCUAUCGAAAGGAUUUGUUCAUACUGUCAUACAAAUAGAAGUUUAUAUUGGUACGAAGGUAACAUUUGCCAUUCUUGUAACUUAAGAUCGGACGUUCAAGAAUCGGAUUCUGAUGGUGCGAAUCCUAAAGCUGCUAACAGUAAGGGUAUACCAACCAAAUGUGCCCAAAGAUUGAUGGAAGGAAUCAAACCGGCUAUGUUUAAUAUUAAUAUUUCAGAAACUAAUGUUGAUGAAAAAAAAGCGCAUCGACCAAGCCAGUGA